UGUGCUGUCUCCGGGUGGUGUUGCACUGACGGCACCUGUCGUCUCCGCCAUCGGGGAGGUCGACUCCUCGGGCGCUGUCGUAGCGGCGUCGCCAGUCGUCCCCGCCUGAGCUGUGCUGUCUCCGGGUGGUGCUGUACUGACGGUCGACUCCUCAGGCGCUGUCGUAGUAGCGUCACCAGUCGUCCCGGCCUGAAAUGUGCUGUCUCCGGGUGGUGUUGCACUGACGGCACCUGUCGUCUCCGCGAUCGGGGAGGUCGACUCCUCGGGCGCUGUCGUAGCGGCGUCGCCAGUCGUCCCCGCCUGACCUGUGCUGUCUCCGGGCGGUGCUGUACUGACGGCAUCUGUCGUCUCCACCACGGCAAAAGUCGAAUCCUCGGGCGCUGUCGUAAAGGCGUCCACCUGAAAUGUGCUGUCUCCGGGUGGUGUUGCACUGACGGCACCUGUCGUCUCCGCCAUCGGGGUGGUCGACUCCUCGGGCGCUGUCGUAGCGGCGUCGCCAGUCGUCCCCGCCUGAGCUGUGCUGUCUCCGGGUGGUGCUGUACUGACGGCAUCUGUCGUCUCCACCACGGCAAAAGUCGAAUCCUCGGGCGCUGUCGUAAAGGCGUCCACCUGAAAUGUGCUGUCUCCGGGUGGUGUUGCACUGACGGCACCUGUCGUCUCCGCCAUCGGGGUGGUCGACUCCUCGGGCGCUGUCGUAGCGGCGUCGCCAGUCGUCCCCGCCUGAAUGACACUGAUGUGCUGAAAUUGUUGGUCGCCGAAGUGCCAGCCGAUGAAAUUGUCGUCGUGACGGAGGUGUCUGUUGCCGUUGGCACGGUCGUAUAAUAUGUUUCCGAUGUCACUGUCGUGGUAGAGGUCACGGAUGUCGUGCCAGCGGUGCUUGUCUGGGUCAUGCUCGUACUGAUCGCACUGGUCGUGGUUAUGCUAGUGUCAGAUACUGUGAUUGUGAACGUCGCGGUGCUCGUCUGAGUGAUGCGGGUCGCAGUGCUGGUUCCAGUGCUGCUGGUCGAGCUGGUACUGCUCGUCAGAGAGAUGGUGGUUGCCGUCGCACUAGUCUGGGUGGCACUCACGGUUGUCAUGGUGGCAGUAACAAUCUUCAUUUCUGGUGGUGCAAUAAUGAUCGAAGAUGCAGUCACAGUCAUGCCGUUCGACUGGAAAGUUGCUUGCAUAGACUCUGUGAAAUUAGCUGUAUCAUUGACAAUACUGACUGUCACAUCCAAGAUUUGCUGGGCAGCAUCGAUGGGGGCGACUAUCUCAACAUCGAUAUCAUACGAGCUGGAAAGUCUCCUGGAUGAGGAUGCGGACGCGUUAGCGACGACAGCUACAGACAAUUGUUCCUCAGCUAUCUCGUAGAAGUUCAAUAGAUGAGAAGUCACCGCAUUUGUCACCUCCUCUUCGGAACCAGAGCUUUCAAACCAUAUGGAAGUCAUUACGACGUAAAGCGGCGUAGUGGUGCUAGUCGCGGUGAUACUGGAACUGGUCGCAGUGGUGCUGGUUACGCUGGUGCUGCUCUGCGUGGUAGUGGUGCCACUUGUGCUGGUCGCAGUGGUGCUGGUCGCAGUGGUGCUGGUCGCAGUGGUGCUGAUUGCGCCGGUGCUGCUCUGCGCGGCAAUGGUGCCACUUGUGCUGGUCGCAGUGCCAUCUACGGGUGGUAUUGUACUAAUGGCACCUGUGGUCUCAGCCACGGGAGAGGUCGACUCCUCGGGCGCUGUCGUAGCGGCGUCGCCAGUCGUCCCAACCUGCGCUGUGCUGUCCGACAUGCUUGUUUGUGUUGCUGUCAUGCUAAAUGUAUCCGACAUCGUGGUCACGGUAUUGGUAGACGUAUCUGUCUUCGUUGAAAUAGUCGUACUAGAGGAAUCGGAUGACGAGAUCGCAAUCGUGGUUGAGGUAUCUGUUUUCGUUGACAGUGUCGUGUCAGAGGUCCUGGUUUUGGUGGAGGUGUCCGACAUGCUUGUUUGUGUUGCUGUCAUGCUAAAUGUAUCCGACAUCGUGGUCACGGUAUUGGUAGACGUAUCUGUCUUCGUUGAAAUAGUCGUACUAGAGGAAUCGGAUGACGAGAUCGCAAUCGUGGUUGAGGUAUCUGUUUUCGUUGACAGUGUCGUGUCAGAGGUCCUGGUUUUGGUGGAGGUGUCCGACAUGCUUGUUUGUGUUGCUGUCAUGCUAGAUGUAUCCGACAUCGUGGUCACGGUAUUGGUAGACGUAUCUGUCUUCGUUGAAAUAGUCGUACUGGAGGAAUCGGAUGACGAGAUCGCGGUCGUGGUUGAGGUAUCUGUUUUCGUUGACAGUGUCGUGAACAAUGUCUCGGUGGUCGUAAAAACGGUCGUGCUGGAACUCUCCGUUUGGCUGGAAGCCGUGCUCGUGGACGACUCCGUGGUUGCGGUCGUCUGCUGUUCUCCUUUGCAGACGUAGCGAACGUAUGCGCCAAACGUGUGCGUGGUCGAAGACGAAGCAGAUGUCGUAGUCGCAGUGCUGCUGGAUGUCGCGGAUGUCGUAGACACAGUUGUGGAGAACGUCCGUGUAGUCGACGAGGUGUCAGAAGUCGUGCUGAAAGUCUUACUGGAAGUCUCACUUGUCGACGAUUCGGUCGUGGAAGAGGUCCACGAUGUCGUACUCGUAAUAGUAGAUGACGUCUCCGUUACCGUCGACACUGUCGUGGUCGUAGAAAUCGUCGAGCUGGAGGUCUUGGAUGUCGUAGUCACUGUCGUCAUCGAGGUCGCUGUUGCCGAUGACAAUGUCGUGGAAGAGGUUCCAGAUGUCGUACUCGCAGUCGUAGUGGAAGUCCGAGAUGUCAUACUCUUGGUCGAUGUAGAGGUCUCCGUUAUGGAUGUCACUGUCGUGGAAGAGGUCUCUGUGGUCAAAGAGAGGGUCUUACUUGAACUCCCGGUGGUGGACGACUCUGUGGAUGUACCGGACGCUGUGGUGGUGGACGACUCGGUUGAUGUGGUCAGGCCAUCGCAAGUGUCGAGCCAAAUCUCGUAGGCAUUUUGGGCAUCCCUGUCGUAGAAAUUGAUGAUGUCACCGCCGAGGGUGAAGAUGCAGCCUCCGAGAGUUGUCCCGGGAAGCAGGCUGAUGAAGCCCUGUCCCCAAGCUGCGACGCUUACCAUUGAGUCGGCUGCAGUAAAGCAAGCCUCCUGGCGACCCGCUGUCGUAGUGUCGUUGACGACAUGAAAAUACCACAUCUGGCAAAGGUCCGGGUAUCUGACGUUGUAAGGGUCGUAUCUUUGGGUGGUUGUUGUCAUGGACGUGCUCCAUGUCGUCCGGGUCGUAGUCGUUGAUAACUGGUCGGGCCCUUUGCAGACGUAUUGCUUACUGACGUCAGCAAUGCCUGCGCUUCCGUCGCCGAAGAAGAGCACCCCGUACUGGAACACGCAUGCAAAUGGGCUGUUUACUGGCACGAACGACGUCACGCUGCUGAGCUCCGCAACUCUGCUCUUCGCAUCCCCGAAGCACUCAGUCGAGUCUCCGAUCUCUUCAUACCCCUGCGACGCGCACGUGUCGCCAAAUCCCAGCAGGACGUAAUGCGGCGUAGUCGUCGCAGUGGUGGUGGAGCUGCCCGAAGUCCUGGUCAGUGUCGUGCCGGAAGACACGGUCGUGCUCGAAGUCCCCGAUGACGUGCUGGCAGACAAGGUCGUGCUAGAAGACAUCGUUGUGAUACUGGUCUUGGACGUCGUGCUCGCAGUCGUGGUGGAGGUCUGAGAUGUCGUGCUUGCAGUCGAAGUCGGCGUUGCGGACGUGGACGAAACGGUCGUGCUUGAAGACGCCGUCAUGGUGUCGGAGGUGUCUGUUGUUGAUGACAAUGUCGUGGAAAAGGUGCCCGAAGUUCUGGAGGACGUGGUCGUGCUAGAAGUCUCGGAUGCCGUGCUCGCAGUCGUAGUAGAGGUCUCUGAUGUCGUUGACACUGUCGAACUGGAGGUUUUGGAUGUCGUAGUCAAUGUCGUCGUCGAGGUCGCAGUUGCCGAUGACAAUGUCGUUGAAGAGGUCUCAGAUGUCGUACUCGCAGUCGUAGUGGAAGUCCGAGAUGUCGUACUCUUGGUCGAUGUAGAGGUCUCCGUUAUGGAUGUCACUGUCGUGGAAGAGGUCUCUGUGGUCGAAGAGAGGGUCUUACUUGAACUCCCGGUGGUGGACGACUCUGUGGAUGUGCCGGACGCUGUGGUGGUGGACGACUCGGUUGAUGUGGUCAGGCCAUCGCAAGUGUCGAGCCAAAUCUCGUAGGCAUUUUGGGCAUCCCUGUCGUAAAAAUUGAUGAUAUCACCGCCGAGGGUGAAGAUGCAGCCUCCGAGAGUUGUCCCGGGAAGCAGGCUGAUGAAGCCCUGUCCCCAAGCUGCGACGCUUACCAUUGAGUCGGCUGCAGUAAAGCAAGCCUCCUGGCGACCCGCUGUCGUAGUGUCGUUGACGACAUGAAAAUACCACAUCUGGCAAAGGUCCGGGUAUCUGACGUUGUAAGGGUCGUAUCUUUGGGUGGUUGUUGUCAUGGACGUGCUCAAUGUCGUCCGGGUCGUAGUCGUUGAUAACUGGUCGGGCCCUUUGCAGACGUAUUGCUUACUGACGUCAGCAAUGCCUGCGCUUCCGUCGCCGAAGAAGAGCACCCCGUACUGGAACACGCAUGCAAAUGGGCUGCUUACUAGCACGAACGACGUCACGCUGCUGAGCUCCGCAACUCUGCUCUUCGCAUCCCCGAAGCACUCAGUCGAGUCUCCGAUCUCUUCAUACCCCUGCGACGCGCACGUGUCGCCAAAUCCCAGCAGGACGUAAUGCGGCGUAGUCGUCGCAGUGGUGGUGGAGCUGCCCGAAAUGGAAGUCAGUGUCGUACUCGCAGUGGUCUCGGAUGUCGUGCUCGCAGUGGUCGACGAGGUACUAGAAGUUGUGGAAACAGACGUGGAUGACACUGUCGCGCUAGACGUCUCGGAUGUCGUAAUUGCAGUCGUGGUGGAGGUCGGAGAUAUCGUAGUCGCUGUCGUAGCCGAGGUUCCCGAUGUGGAAGAGACGGUCGUGCUCGAAGACACCGUCGUGGUACUGGUCUUGGACGUCGUGCUCGUAGUCGUAGUGGAUGUCGCGGAUGACGUACUUACAGUCGAAGUCAGGGUUCUGGACGAGGACGAAACGGUCGUGCUUGAAGACGCCGUCAUGGUGUCGGAGGUGUCUGUUGUUGAUGACAAUGUCGUGGAAAAGGUGCCCGAAGUUCUGGAGGACGUGGUCGUGCUAGAAGUCUCGGAUGCCGUGCUCGCAGUCGUAGUAGAGGUCUCUGAUGUCGUUGACACUGUCGAAACGGAGGUUUGGGAUGUCGUAGUCAAUGUCGUCGUCGAGGUCGCAGUUGCCGAUGACAAUGUCGUUGAAGAGGUCUCAGAUGUCGUACUCGCAGUCGUAAUGGAAGUCCGAGAUGUCAUACUCUUGGUCGAUGUAGAGGUCUCCGUUAUGGAUGUCACUGUCGUGGAAGAGGUCUCUGUGGUCGAAGAGAGGGUCUUACUUGAACUCCCGGUGGUGGACGACUCUGUGGAUGUACCGGACGCUGUGGUGGUGGACGACUCCGUUGAUGUGGUCAGGCCAUCGCAAGUGUCGAGCCAAAUCUCGUAGGCAUUUUGGGCAUCCCUGUCGUAAAAAUUGAUGAUGUCACCGCCGAGGGUGAAGAUGCAGCCUCCGAGAGUUGUCCCGGGAAGCAGGCUGAUGAAGCCCUGUCCCCAAGCUGCGACGCUUACCAUUGAGUCGGCUGCAGUAAAGCAAGCCUCCUGGCGACCCGCUGUCGUAGUGUCGUUGACGACAUGAAAAUACCACAUCUGGCAAAGGUCCGGGUAUCUGACGUUGUAAGGGUCGUAUCUUUGGGUGGUUGUUGUCAUGGACGUGCUCAAUGUCGUCCGGGUCGUAGUCGUUGAUAACUGGUCGGGCCCUUUGCAGACGUAUUGCUUACUGACGUCAGCAAUGCCUGCGCUUCCGUCGCCGAAGAAGAGCACCCCGUACUGGAACACGCAUGCAAAUGGGCUGCUUACUAGCACGAACGACGUCACGCUGCUGAGCUCCGCAACUCUGCUCUUCGCAUCCCCGAAGCACUCAGUCGAGUCUCCGAUCUCUUCAUACCCCUGCGACGCGCACGUGUCGCCAAAUCCCAGCAGGACGUAAUGCGGCGUAGUCGUCGCAGUGGUGGUGGAGCUGCCCGAAAUGGAAGUCAGUGUCGUACUCGCAGUGGUCUCGGAUGUCGUGCUCGCAGUGGUCGACGAGGUACUAGAAGUUGUGGAAACAGACGUGGAUGACACUGUCGCGCUAGACGUCUCGGAUGUCGUAAUUGCAGUCGUAGUGGAGGUCGGAGAUAUCGUAGUCGCUGUCGUAGCCGAGGUUCCCGAUGUGGAAGAGACGGUCGUGCUCGAAGACACCGUCGUGGUACUGGUCUUGGACGUCGUGCUCGUAGUCGUAGUGGAUGUCGCGGAUGACGUACUUACAGUCGAAGUCAGGGUUCUGGACGAGGACGAAACGGUCGUGCUUGAAGACGCCGUCAUGGUGUCGGAGGUGUCUGUUGUUGAUGACAAUGUCGUGGAAAAGGUGCCCGAAGUUCUGGAGGACGUGGUCGUGCUAGAAGUCUCGGAUGCCGUGCUCGCAGUCGUAGUAGAGGUCUCUGAUGUCGUUGACACUGUCGAAACGGAGGUUUGGGAUGUCGUAGUCAAUGUCGUCGUCGAGGUCGCAGUUGCCGAUGACAAUGUCGUUGAAGAGGUCUCAGAUGUCGUACUCGCAGUCGUAAUGGAAGUCCGAGAUGUCAUACUCUUGGUCGAUGUAGAGGUCUCCGUUAUGGAUGUCACUGUCGUGGAAGAGGUCUCUGUGGUCGAAGAGAGGGUCUUACUUGAACUCCCGGUGGUGGACGACUCUGUGGAUGUACCGGACGCUGUGGUGGUGGACGACUCCGUUGAUGUGGUCAGGCCAUCGCAAGUGUCGAGCCAAAUCUCGUAGGCAUUUUGGGCAUCCCUGUCGUAAAAAUUGAUGAUGUCACCGCCGAGGGUGAAGAUGCAGCCUCCGAGAGUUGUCCCGGGAAGCAGGCUGAUGAAGCCCUGUCCCCAAGCUGCGACGCUUACCAUUGAGUCGGCUGCAGUAAAGCAAGCCUCCUGGCGACCCGCUGUCGUAGUGUCGUUGACGACAUGAAAAUACCACAUCUGGCAAAGGUCCGGGUAUCUGACGUUGUAAGGGUCGUAUCUUUGGGUGGUUGUUGUCAUGGACGUGCUCAAUGUCGUCCGGGUCGUAGUCGUUGAUAACUGGUCGGGCCCUUUGCAGACGUAUUGCUUACUGACGUCAGCAAUGCCUGCGCUUCCGUCGCCGAAGAAGAGCACCCCGUACUGGAACACGCAUGCAAAUGGGCUGCUUACUAGCACGAACGACGUCACGCUGCUGAGCUCCGCAACUCUGCUCUUCGCAUCCCCGAAGCACUCAGUCGAGUCUCCGAUCUCUUCAUACCCCUGCGACGCGCACGUGUCGCCAAAUCCCAGCAGGACGUAAUGCGGCGUAGUCGUCGCAGUGGUGGUGGAGCUGCCCGAAGUCCUGGUCAGUGUCGUGCCAGAAGACACGGUAGUGCUCGAAGUCCCCGAUGACGUGCUGGCAGACAAGGUCGUGCUAGAAGACAUCGUUGUGGUACUGGUCUUGGACGUCGUGCUCGCAGUCGUGGUGGAGGUCUGAGAUGUCGUGCUUGCAGUCGAAGUCGGCGUUGCGGACGUGGACGAGAGGGUCGUGCUAGAAGACUUCGUCAUGGUGUCGGAGGUCUCUGUUGUUGAUGACAAUGUCGUGGAAAAGGUGCCCGAAGUUCUGGAGGACGUGGUCGUGCUAGAAGUCUCGGAUGCCGUGCUCGCAGUCGUAGUAGAGGUCUCUGAUGUCGUUGACACUGUCGAAAUGGAGGUUUGGGAUGUCGUAGUCAAUGUCGUCGUCGAGGUCGCAGUUACCGAUGACAAUGUCGUUGAAGAGGUCUCAGAUGUCGUACUCGCAGUCGUAAUGGAAGUCCGAGAUGUCAUACUCUUGGUCGAUGUAGAGGUCUCCGUUAUGGAUGUCACUGUCGUGGAAGAGGUCUCUGUGGUCGAAGAGAGGGUCUUACUUGAACUCCCGGUGGUGGACGACUCUGUGGAUGUACCGGACGCUGUGGUGGUGGACGACUCCGUUGAUGUGGUCAGGCCAUCGCAAGUGUCGAGCCAAAUCUCGUAGGCAUUUUGGGCAUCCCUGUCGUAAAAAUUGAUGAUGUCACCGCCGAGGGUGAAGAUGCAGCCUCCGAGAGUUGUCCCGGGAAGCAGGCUGAUGAAGCCCUGUCCCCAAGCUGCGACGCUUACCAUUGAGUCGGCUGCAGUAAAGCAAGCCUCCUGGCGACCCGCUGUCGUAGUGUCGUUGACGACAUGAAAAUACCACAUCUGGCAAAGGUCCGGGUAUCUGACGUUGUAAGGGUCGUAUCUUUGGGUGGUUGUUGUCAUGGACGUGCUCCAUGUCGUCCGGGUCGUAGUCGUUGAUAACUGGUCGGGCCCUUUGCAGACGUAUUGCUUACUGACGUCAGCAAUGCCUGCGCUUCCGUCGCCGAAGAAGAGCACCCCGUACUGGAACACGCAUGCAAAUGGGCUGCUUACUAGCACGAACGACGUCACGCUGCUGAGCUCCGCAACUCUGCUCUUCGCAUCCCCGAAGCACUCAGUCGAGUCUCCGAUCUCUUCAUACCCCUGCGACGCGCACGUGUCACCAAAUCCCAGCAAUACGUAAUGCGGCGUAGUCGUCGCAGUGGUGGUGGAGCUGCCCGAAAUGGAAGUCAGUGUCGUACUCGCAGUGGUCUCGGAUGUCGUGCUCGCAGUGGUCGACGAGGUACCAGAAGUUGUGGAAACAGACGUGGAUGACACUGUCGCGCUAGACGUCUCGGAUGUCGUACUCCCAGUGGUCGACGAGCUUCCAGACGUUGUCGAAACAGAUGUGGAAGACACUGUCGUGCUGGAUGUCUCGGAUGUCGUACUUGCAGUCGUGGUGGAAGUCUGUGAUUGUGUAACUCCGUCGCCGAACCAAAGCUUACCGUAUCGAAACACACAAGAAAAUGGGCCACUUGUCUCCUCAGUGUCAACAUCCGCGAUCUCCUCGAUGCUAGGAGCUGCCUCGUUGAAGCACUCCGCCGGAUCUGAGAUCUCCUCGUAUCCCUCGGACGCACACGUCUCGCCAAGUGCCAACAAAACGUAAUUGGUCGGGCUUGUCGUGGUCUCGGUUGUCGUAGAUCCAGUCGUCGUGGAAGCGUCUGUUAGCUGCCGGCCCAGAGGAGGCAACUGUCGCGCCAAGGACUGUGCGUCCGCGUAUUCGCUUGUGAUUGCCUCGAGGCUUCUGGCGUCUACGCUAGCGCCCUGCUGGGGCCACGUAGCCGAUGGCGAAGAUGAAAGCACGGCGGUGCGGUCAGCAGGCCAGGCGGCCGCCGCGGCGCAGGCGAACCCCAAUAGUUCACUCCAUGGAACGGCCAGUAAUCGCGGAGAGUGCAUCGCGCUCUCUGCAACCUCUGCUGAGCUCCUGGCUG
This is a messenger RNA of Prorocentrum cordatum, 9487 nucleotides long. The record is from the annotation of a GenBank genome assembly. NCBI's taxonomy places the organism in Eukaryota, Dinophyceae, Prorocentrales, Prorocentraceae.